UUGAACGAAAAAGUCAAAUAUGGCUACCGGGGACAACGGCGGCCGGGCCCCGUGUUUAAACUUUAACUCGCCCGGACCUCUGGGUAACAGUCAACCCAGCAACAGUCCUUACACAUUAGCCUCAAAUAACGGAGGAUCUUCUGGGGGGCCCGGAGGCUCCCAGAGCGCGACAAGACGACCAAACCCCCAGCCGGGGCCUAAUGGUCUUGAAAGCACCGGUGUUGGAGCUGGAGUCGCACCGAACAUGCGCAACUCGGUCCCGCAAGCCGCGGCUCAGGCCUCGGGGUUAGCGGGGGCGCUCGGCGGAUCAAUGACGGCAAACAUGACCGGUUCGGCGUCAAAUUUAGCACCAGCACCUGCUACCCACUCACUCUCCGCCCCUCCAGCUGCGGCAGCUGUUCUAGUGUACAGAGAGCCGGUUUAUAAUUGGCAAGCGACUAAAAGUACAGUGAAGGAGAGAUUCGCCUUUCUGUUCAAUAAUGAGGUGCUGAGUGAUGUUCACUUUCUGGUGGGUAAAGGACUGGGAGUGCAGAGGAUUCCAGCUCACAGGUUUGUGUUGGCAGCUGGCAGUGCUGUAUUUGAUGCCAUGUUUAAUGGAGGCAUGGCCACCACCUCUACAGAAAUAGAAUUACCUGAUGUAGAACCCGCUGCUUUUCUGGCUUUACUAAAGUUUCUCUACUCCGAUGAGGUUCAGAUCGGACCCGAGACUGUGAUGACCACACUGUACACCGCAAAGAAAUACGCUGUUCCGGCUCUGGAGGCUCACUGUGUGGAGUUUCUCAAAAAGAACCUCCGUGCGGACAAUGCCUUUAUGCUCCUCACACAGGCGAGGCUGUUUGAUGAACCACAGCUGGCCAGUCUGUGCCUUGAGAACAUUGAUAAGAACACGGGUGAUGCAUUGGCUGCUGAAGGUUUUACAGAUAUUGAUCUAGAUACGUUAAUAGCUGUGCUGGAGAGGGACACGUUAGGAGUCAGAGAGGUGCGGUUGUUUGGGGCGGCAGUGCGCUGGGCUGAGGCCGAGGCCCAUCGGCAGCAGCUGCAGCCCACACCGGAGAACAAGAGACGUGUGCUGGGGAAAGCCCUCAUCCUCAUCCGCUUUCCUCUAAUGACCAUAGAGGAGUUUGCAGCAGGUCCUGCACAGUCAGGUAUUCUGACAGAUAGGGAGGUGGUGAGUCUGUUUCUGCACUUUACUGUAAACCCCAAACCACGGGUGGAGUUCAUCGACCGACCACGCUGCUGCCUGAGAGGGAAAGAGUGCAGCAUCACGCGCUUUGGCCAAGUGGAGAGCCGCUGGGGAUACAGCGGGACCAGCGAUCGCAUCCGGUUUUCAGUAAAUCGCAGGAUAUUUGUUGUGGGUUUUGGACUUUAUGGGUCAAUACAUGGACCAACAGACUAUCAGGUUAACAUACAGAUAAUUCACACAGACAGUAACACAGUCCUCGGACAGAAUGAUACUGGUUUCAGUUGUGACGGGUCAGCAAGCACUUUCAGGGUGAUGUUUAAAGAGCCGGUGGAGGUUCUGCCUAAUGUAAAUUACACCGCCUGCACUACUCUUAAGGGUCCAGACUCUCACUACGGCACCAAAGGCAUGCGGAAAGUUACCCAUGAAUCCUCAGGAUCCGGCACUAAAACCUGCUUCACCUUCUGCUAUGCUGCCGGCAACAACAAUGGCACUUCCGUUGAGGAUGGACAAAUCCCAGAGGUCAUAUUCUACACUUAAUAACACAGAAUUGAUCUGAACGUUAGAAGUAUACCUUUGGGCUUUGUCACAAAUUGCUCACUAACGAACUUCCAGAUUUGUUAAGUACACUAUAACUGGAAGAACUGGUUUGGUGAGUGGUGUAGUGGAUAGUGGAAUUAUUUAGAAGGCACUUCUUAUUUCUCCCAGACCUUCACCUGCACCUCUUGAAAAGCUGCACAUUGUAUGUGCCUGCUUAAUAAUUGAGACUUAGUGGACUUUUGGGGAGUCAUGCGGGUCCAUAUCGAUAUAUCAGAACCUGUUGACUGAAGAAUUGACCAGCUGACCGACCUAGAUACUGUUAAACUAAAUGAAGAACGGUCUGUACAUUGAUUUAGCAAUCAGCUGUUUCAACAUCACUAGGAAGGGUUUGGAUUUAAUGUUAUUUGAUCUGCAUUAAACCAUGUAGUAUAAUCACAGCUUUCUUUCCACCAGUUGUGGCUGAAGCUUUUUUUAGAAGGCUGGGGGAUUCUGCACCUUUAGGCUCCCCUAUAUUAUGUGCCAAAACUGAGAUAAGAAUACCUCCAUGAGAGCCACCUAACGUGCUUGGAAAUAUAUAAAUGCCAACGCCAUGAAUGCAACUCUAUCGAUCACUUUAGACUCUUGUGUAAACUACUACACACAGAAGUCAUCCAAGGGAGAAGUAUCGGCCUCCCAUGAUUGUUGUUGUUGUGUCUAGUGUAAUAAAUCCUCAUCUGUGCUGUAACUCGCCUCCAAUAAAAUACAGUGAGUUAUUUUAUAGGCCAUACAGACAUGAGUUCGAAACAACUGUCAGAUGUUACAAUGAUGUCUGACUGUAAGACUUUAAGAGAAAAUAAGUUAAGAUGCACAAUAAAGUCUUUGUACAUUAAUUAUUAGGGUCCUGCCUGCUGUGUGAGGUCUUUAAUAGCGAACACAUUGAAUCAUUGUGACCACUGUGUUCAUGAUACCAGUAAUGUUCUUUGUAAUGGGUACACUCAGUACAGUUCUAUUUGUAUGGUUAUGAAGGUUUCACCAGCUACAAUCAUUACAUUACAUACAUUACACAAUCAUAACUACUAACAUGGAAUUAGGAGGCCAUAAUACAGAGCUGAAUAACAAACCUAAAGGUAAUGAACAGAACUGAAAUCUACAACCAUUGAAGAUGGAUAUGGCCCCUAUUAAUGAAUGUAAACUUAUGAUUUUGUCUGCUUCAAAAAUAUUUAAAUUAUUUACAUUAAGUUGAUAAUACUGGACUUUUUUUUACUAAGCGGUCUGGGCCACCGUUUGUGUCUGCUAGACAAAAAGCCUUUCUUGUGUAUCUUAAAUGAUUUGUAAAAUAUCCACACUUGAUAGCUCAUGUGUUUCCUCAUUUAAGUAACGGGUAUCUAAUCACCAUUCAGCACAAAUGGGUGUAAAAGACUGUUUAAACAAUAACUGUUAAUGUAGCCUGACGGGUCCAUGUUUCAAAACUGUUUUUGUAUUUUGCUUUGUUAUUGGGGAGCAAAUAACAUCAGGGUUUUCUUCUCUACUUAACAGCGUUGAACUGUAAAACCUGUGUAAAAUGCAUUAGUGCUUAUUAAAUGCUUAUGCAAGUGUUAUUCAUUUCACCUGAGAAAAACAUGUUUAUUAUGACCUGUUUGUAAAUGUAGGGUCACAGUCAACCUGAUCUGAGCAAGAAGACUUAACAGUGAUGCAUUAUUAUUUUCAGGGUGAACAUAAAUAUAAGGGUCAUGAGUUUGGAUUACAGUUAUCACCAUAAAUAAACCUGAUCUGCAUCUAAAA
Molecule: messenger RNA, 3481 nt
Organism: Trichomycterus rosablanca
Lineage: Eukaryota; Metazoa; Chordata; Actinopteri; Siluriformes; Trichomycteridae
Gene: btbd2b
Product: BTB/POZ domain-containing protein 2
Exons: 9
Coding region: 20-1720 (566 amino acids)
Biological process (GO): neurogenesis
Cellular component (GO): cytosol; P-body
Molecular function (GO): protein binding
Source: RefSeq, a predicted model, not a curated record